UCCUCUUCCACUCAAGCUCGCUCUUUCUCCGAGUAGCCCUGCACUUCUGCGUAAUGGGAAAGACAGAGCUGUAUUCUCUGUAUAAGGGUUUUCUGGACUGUAUUUGCCUCUGCCUUUCUCAGGGCAGUGGUGAGGCUGAAGGUGACAACGAGAGGGACACUGAGAACGGUCACCUUAUCUACAAAAGUGGGGAUGUCCUCGAAGACAGAUAUGAGAUAGUCGAUACUUUAGGUGAGGGGACUUUUGGGAAGGUGGUACAAUGUUUGGACCACAGCAGGGCAGGAAGUCAAAUUGCUCUGAAGAUCAUUAAAAACCUGGAGAAAUACAGGGAAGCAGCCAAACUGGAAAUCAAUGUGCUGGAGAGGAUCAGUGAGAAAGAUCCACACAAAAAGCAGCACUGUGUGCACAUGCUGGACUGGUUUAAUUACUACGGCCAUGUCUGCAUCUCUUUUGAGUUGCUGUCCCUCAGUACUUUUGACUUCUUGAAAGCAAACAACUUCCUGCCUUAUCCCAUUAACCAGAUCCGACACAUGGCCCACCAGAUCUGCCACGCUGUCAGCUUUCUCCAUGACAACAAGCUGACUCACACCGACCUGAAGCCUGAGAACAUCCUCUUUGUCAACUCAGACUACUCCCUAAUAUACAACACCGAGAAGAAAUGCAAUGAGAAGAGAAUAAACAACACCACAGUGCGGUUAGUUGACUUUGGCAGUGCCACCUUUGACCAUGAACACCACUCUGCCAUCAUCUCUACGCGUCACUACCGAGCUCCAGAGGUCAUUCUUGAGCUGGGUUGGAGUCACCCCUGUGAUGUCUGGAGUAUCGGCUGCAUGCUGUUUGAAUACUACGAAGGCUUCACACUGUUCCAGACGCAUGACAAUAAGGAGCAUCUGGCUAUGAUGGAGAGAAUACAGGGAAAGAUUCCUCUGAGAAUGACCCAAAGGAGCAGGAAGCAGAAGUAUUUCCACCGUGGGCGUCUAGACUGGAACGAGUGCUCCGAGGCCGGACGCUACGUGAAAGCCAAGUGCAAACCAUUAAGGAAGUACUUGUUGUCACAUGGGACAGAACACCACCAGUUUUUCGAUCUCCUGGAGAGGAUGCUGGAGUAUGAGCCCUCAAAUCGCAUUUCUCUAUCUUCUGCUCUGUGCCACCCCUUCUUCUUGCCCCUCAUUCAUCCAGGAAGGAGUCAAGUCUGGAGAAACAGCUGUGAUAUGAGCAGAUGGCCCUGAAAAGCCACUUGACCACUGUGAAGACCACACCACUCUGUUUGCAAGUUUUAACUCCCUAUUUAUCAAUCAUGUGUAAUUUACAUUACAUUUCAGCGGGGUUAUCACACUAUGAGCAGUACAGGAAUGUGUCCCCCUGAUGGAGUCUAGACCCCGGUGGUGGUGAAUGAGAGAACAACAAUAGCUGAACAUUUGGAUGGAUUUGAUCUGGAUCGGGAUUCCUGAUGAGCUCAGGGGAAGGACCCAUUUGGACAAUGGUUGUGAUGAAUGGGGUCGAGAAAUGACAGCUGCGGCGUAAUUGACAGAAUAAAAAUUUUGACAUCAAUUGGAUAAUUGGCUCACAAAGGUAAUGGCAAAUUCUGAUGGGUACGACUGAAAAGUGAUCGCCCACAGUCGUUUGAUCAAAUAGGAAGCAGGAAACGAAAAAAAAUCUAAGAAGAGUAAGGCAAGAAAAUUUACAUUAUAGGGCCGAGCCAUCGCAUUUAAGGUCACUUAAAUCUACUGUGCUUAAAGAGUAAGCAUGACAGAUAGUCUUUCUGACUGAACCUUUGCUAAGCCUCUUCACAUUACAUUCAUUUAACAGACAACUUUGUCCAAAGCGACGUACAAAGCGGUUUGCUGACCAUGUUGAAAUGAAUGCUAUACUGUACCUACUUUCACAGGCUUCCUUUGUUCACCAUUUAUUUUUCUGCGGUAUGGAAAUCAUUUAGCAGACUCUUAAAACUCUCAGAGCCUCUCAGAGCCAGACUCUUUCACUGAAUAGGUCAAGCAAGUUUCAGCAGUUUGCUAAUAAAGUUUUGUAUCAAACUGAAAUGAGUGGAAACCCCCGUGGUUGGAUGGAACAGUGGAAAAAUUCAUUUCUGAAAAACAGCAGCAUGGUUUGCAAAAUGGUUAGCUGGUAAUGUUAAUAUAAGUGAUUUGUAGUAAAAUGGGCUACAACAUGCAAAACCACUGGGUAUUGUCUUUUAAAGACUGAUCUUCACAGACAAGUAAAUCAAGUCUGCUUAAAAAAAAAACAACUUUAAAAUAUAUGUUCAUAUUCUAUCUCUAAAAUUUAGAGGAUAUAGAUACAAAAGCUUAAAAUGUAUUUUUUCAC
This is a messenger RNA of Xiphias gladius (swordfish), 2322 nucleotides long. RefSeq names its product dual specificity protein kinase CLK2-like. The record is from RefSeq and is a predicted model, not a curated record. Lineage: Eukaryota; Metazoa; Chordata; Actinopteri; Istiophoriformes; Xiphiidae. The transcript has 11 exons. Gene Ontology annotation, biological process: protein phosphorylation; regulation of RNA splicing. The coding region runs from base 54 to 1229 and encodes 391 amino acids. Gene Ontology annotation, molecular function: protein tyrosine kinase activity; ATP binding. Gene Ontology annotation, cellular component: nucleus.